This is a messenger RNA of Fonsecaea erecta, 2112 nucleotides long. RefSeq lists its product as hypothetical. The transcript has 2 exons. The coding region runs from base 1 to 2112 and encodes 703 amino acids. NCBI's taxonomy places the organism in Eukaryota, Fungi, Ascomycota, Eurotiomycetes, Chaetothyriales, Herpotrichiellaceae. The record is from RefSeq and is a predicted model, not a curated record.
AUGCCUACUACACUCACCCACCCACCGAUGCAAGAAGUGCAGCAUGGGCCCGAAAAUGGUGCCCCCAAGGUGCGAUCGCCUUGUCAACACUGUUUGGAUCUUAACCAGCAGAACUUUCGAGACAAAGGCUACGACAGCAUUAGGCCACUCUCAUACACUGCGUACCAAGUGAUGACCGCCGACCGUAUCGAUUGCCCAUACUGCCAACUUCUCGCCAACGGGAUGCGGGCAUUUGACGAUAUCAACGCUCUCACUGGCAGGCCCUGGGAGCUGAAGGCGUCGUUUGGCCUGCUCUUGAAAGGCAAUGACAAUGGAAAAGUCCAACAGCUAGAGUUCUACGUGACGCCCGAAGAAGAAAGAUCGCCAAUCCUUCCCAGCGCCAUCUCCUCGGCGAAACACGUCCUUCCCAUCUGGGACGAUCCACAUGAGAUUGAAAUCCUAAGAGGACGGUUGGUGAAGGACCCACCUCGGCCGGCGAGAUUACCGACACGAGUCCUCGACCUGGGCGUCGGCAAGGACGACCUUGAUGAUGUUCGGAUUCUCGAGAGGCCUGCCGUAGUCACGGAGGCAAUCUAUGCCGCGCUGAGCCACUGCUGGCUACGAGAAGACGUCGCGGACACCAAAACUACACUCGGCAAUGUGGCGGAUCGGCGGGUGAGGUUGCCGCUGCACGGUCUCCCUGCCACUUUCAAACAGGCGAUAUCCGCCUGCCGCCGGAUCGGCGUCCAAUACCUGUGGAUUGACUCCCUCUGCAUCGUCCAGAACGACCGUGAUGACUGGAAGCGGGAAGCCGCAGAUAUGAACAAUGUCUACGCAAAUGCGUGGUUCGCCAUGGCAAUGCACCAGUCGGCACUUGGGCAGAUGCCCUUUGAGGACGUGCCGCUCACAGUGGAUGGCGAGUCGACUAUUGUGCAUGUCAGGCGCAUCCCUGAGCUCCUAGACAUCGUCGAGGGCCGAGCUGCGGCACCGGCAGUCGGGAAGGUGUACGAAGUGGCCGAUAACGAACACUGGAAUGCGGUGUCGCAACGGGGUUGGUGCUAUCAGGAGCGCGCUCUCUCGCAACGCAUGGUACACUUCACCGACCACGAGUACCUGUAUGAGGAGAGGGGAAGCGUGGGACGGUGCCAGUGUAACCGGCACUUUGGGUUCGGGCUUGGAUUCGCAGGAUCGCUGUCGCGAUGGUCGGCCAGGGAGGACGACAUACACCGCGCGUGGCGCACUCUGGUCCAGCAGUACACGCAGCGCAUGUUUGGGCGGCGGUCCGACCUCCUGCCGGGAUUCGCCGGCGUCGCCCGUGGGUUUGGUGCGAGGCGCGAUCUUGGUUGCUACGUCGCCGGGCUGUGGGAAAAGGACCUCGUCAAGUGGCUGUGCUGGAAGAGCCAGGAAUGGAUAUCCACGCACGCCAGCACAUGGGCAUGCGAGAACUGCCGACCACAUCCCCGACGCAUUGCGUGGACGACGGAAAACCCGAUCCCGAGCUUUUCAUGGGCAUCCCGUUUCGGCCCUUGCGAGUUUGUGUACGAGUCAUGGAAGCUCAACGACUGCGUCCAGGUGGCGGCGAUCGAACGCAUCGAGUGUCUGAUGGACGAGGACAACCCGUUUCUCAAGGUGCGGCAGCUGACCCCGGAACGGUGGCCGGACGAUCCUUGUGCCAGGUAUCUGCGUAUCCACGGCUCCUUGUACCAAUGCCUGCACUUUUCGACACGUCAGCGCGGGCACGCGUUCAACGUGAGCAUGUCGCUGUGCCAGAAGGAGUACGCGUGGGCGGUGCCCGACCACUUCGUGGCGAGGUGGGAUCUCGGGCGGGAUGCCAAAGACAUCCUGAACGACGCCCGGAAGCACGGCAAAGAAUACUGCAUCGACGCCGGGGACGACCUGCCCCUGGAUAACUCGCGGAUCUACCUGCUCCCUCUGUUCGAGUUCCCCCAAGACGGGGGAAAGUUGUGCCUGAUUUUGCGGCCCUGCGUGCAGAAGAUCACGCAGGAGGUGUUGGACACGGUGGAAGGGUGGGACCACCCGCACUGGAUGGAGAGGAUUGGCAUCUCGGUUUUCAACGGUUCCCAGUUCGACCAUAUAAACGAGAUGCCGCACCAAGUGAUUCACCUAAUGUGA